Penicillium verrucosum is the source of this 936-nucleotide messenger RNA. RefSeq names its product HNH endonuclease signature motif containing protein. The transcript is spliced from 4 exons. The coding region runs from base 1 to 936 and encodes 311 amino acids. The record is from RefSeq and is a predicted model, not a curated record. Lineage: Eukaryota; Fungi; Ascomycota; Eurotiomycetes; Eurotiales; Aspergillaceae.
AUGUCUCGCCCUCCGCGAAAUGUGAACUUUUACGACGGUUUAACGGGUGCUCAUCUCGGCGGUGUUCGACAAAAUGGAUCUAUCACCAACGCUAAUUUUUUCCACAUGCUGAUGGAUGUCUUACUCGAAGCCAAUGGAAUAAUUUCAAUCCACCACAGAGAGACCGGACAACGAAUGCCGAUGAACACUGAUCGCUUAUCCGAAGGGGAUUAUGACAUCUUUUGCCCUCGAGGUGGUUUCAGACUGACCGAAGAGUAUUUCGUGCGACGAGUCCACUCACGUAGCCGAAGUAGCCGAGAGAACUCCUUUCGAGAUUCUGUACGCGCGCGAGACGGAAAAUGCGUUUUGACUGGACUGGUGAACAAUCUCGCAAGUGAGGGUAUGUGGACCGAGUUCGAGGCCGCACAUAUUUUCCCAUUGGAGCGCCGGGAACUCUGGCGCCAAUGUAACUUCGACCGUCUUAUUACGAUCAACUCAGUGCAAAAUGGCAUGUUAGUCUCGUCAUCGGUACACAGGCUAUUUGAUAGCUUUCUCAUUUCCGUUAAUCCGGACGAUGGUUACAAAAUCACAGAUUUUGCUGGCAAUAACUUGCAGGCUGAUGGUCGAGUACUCGAUAUCGUGUGCCGAAAUCCGAACAACCCGGACCGUGUCGCAGAUGACUUGCUUCGUUGGCAUUUCCGCCAGUCUGUGCUUGCCAAUAUGAAAGGGGCUGGCGAGCCUAUCUUCGAGCACGAUUUUCCGCCCGGUACUGAUAUGGUGAAAGAUAUCCUCCAAGGCCCAGAUCCCGCUCAGCGCAUGGAACUAGAGCUGUUUUCUCGAUUUGAUAUUGGGGGCCGGGACAGGUUCGACUGGGAUCGGAGGGGCCAAGAGCCUAGAAAUAAGCCUGGUUACCCAGCGCAAUUGUGUGAGUCGCUUACAUUGGAAAAGGCCACCUAA